Asparagus officinalis (garden asparagus) is the source of this 2132-nucleotide messenger RNA. Its product is annotated as vacuolar cation/proton exchanger 1a. Lineage: Eukaryota; Viridiplantae; Streptophyta; Magnoliopsida; Asparagales; Asparagaceae. Gene Ontology annotation, molecular function: calcium:proton antiporter activity. Gene Ontology annotation, cellular component: plant-type vacuole membrane. The coding region runs from base 588 to 1853 and encodes 421 amino acids. Gene Ontology annotation, biological process: calcium ion transmembrane transport; intracellular calcium ion homeostasis. The record is from RefSeq and is a predicted model, not a curated record. The transcript has 12 exons.
UUUCAUCCCCCCCUCAAUAAUUUCCGGUUCGAGUGUUUGAUAUGAAUCCCCCCAUCCGUCUCUUUCCUUGUUUGCGAUCCGUUUUUAUUUUCUUUCUUGUUAUUCUCCUUCUUCUUCUGAUUAUCAUUUGGUUAUUUAUAUAUAGCUAGAGAGGUGGCAUAUAUUAGCCCAGACGCACAUGAAUAUUGAAACGACAUCGUACACAUUCUAAGUUGGUACCGCCGAAUCAGAGAAUUGUUACGGUCCGGAGGAGGUUGGGGUGGGGGGGCUUCGGUUCUGUUUCUGUUCUGUGCCUGCAAAUCGCAGCUACCUAGCGAGCACCACAACCCCUCUCUCCCUUAAUUAAUUAGUUGGAUUUGAAGAAGGUGCUUAGCAAGUGCUCCAAAGCGUCCGUCCGCCUGGAUUAGCAGCGGCAGCAUGUCUUCAAACUCAGCAGCGCGGCAGCAGCGAGCGGAUGGAGGAGUGGGUGAAGAUCAGCAACAACAAUCAGCGUGAGCGUGAGCCUGAUCAAGGGGUGGCAGCGGCGGCGGCGGGCCGCAGGGAAGGAUCAGGUGCGCCACCACCACCACGGACGCACCGCCCACAACAUGUCGUCGUCGUCUCUGAGAAAGAAGUCGGAUCUGACCCUCGUGUCCAAGGUCCGGUGCGGGCUCCUCAGGAGCUUCCUGGCCAACCUGCAGGAGAUCUUCCUCGGCACCAAGCUCUUCAUCCUCUUCCCCGCCGUCCCCCUCGCAGUCGUUGCUCACUCCUUCAACUUUGGACGCUCUUGGAUAUUUGCGUUGAGCUUGCUGGGCCUCACUCCUUUAGCGGAACGCCUCAGCUUUCUCACCGAGCAGAUUGCGUACUAUACUGGGCCUACAGUUGGUGGGCUUCUCAAUGCGACGUGCGGUAAUGCUACAGAGCUUAUCAUAGCUUUGUUUGCCCUACACCGGGGCAAAAUAGACGUCGUCAAGUGCUCCCUGAUUGGUUCCAUCCUUUCCAAUCUCUUACUUGUUCUUGGUACCUCGCUUUUCUGUGGCGGGCUUGCCAAUAUCCGAAAGGAGCAAUUAUAUGACAGAAAGCAAGCAGAUGUUAAUUCCAGCCUUUUGCUCUUAGGGGCAUUGUGCCAUAUGUUACCUUUGAUGUUCAAGUAUGCUCUAAACUCCAGCGAGCAUGAGGUAGUUGCCCUCCCAACGUUGCAACUAUCAAGAGUGUGCAGCAUCGUCAUGCUCCUGGCAUACGUUGCUUAUCUUUUCUUCCAACUCAAGACUCAUCGCCAACUUUUUGAAGCGCAAGAGGAAGAUGAUGAUCAAGAUGACGGCGUUUCUGAAGAUGAGCCCGUCAUGGGAUUUCCGAGUGCAAUGGCUUGGUUGGUGGGCAUGACAUUUGUAAUUGCAGUGUUAUCUGAGUAUGUUGUUGGUACCAUUGAGGCUGCAUCGGAAUCUUGGGGCCUAUCUGUGAGCUUUGUAAGUAUUAUUUUACUGCCGAUUGUUGGAAAUGCUGCCGAACAUGCAGGUGCCGUCAUAUUUGCAUUCAAGAACAAGUUGGAUAUUACUUUGGGCGUCUCAUUGGGGUCGGCAACUCAAAUAUCUAUGUUUGUGGUCCCAUUGAGUGUGAUUGUGGCAUGGAUAAUCGGAAUUGAAAUGGAUCUUGAUUUCAAAUUACUUGAGACUGGCGCACUCGUUGUUGCGAUUAUUGUUACAUCUUUUACUUUGCAGGACGGGACUUCACACUACCUGAAGGGUUUUGUUCUGCUGCUUUGCUACGUUGUUAUUGGUGCAUGCUUUUUUGUACUUAAAACACCACCUAACGAGACCAAUGGCAUUAAUGUGAAUGUCCUGCCAACAAUUUCGGGGGCUGUGGCGGCUUAUUAGAUUGGAGAUAGCUUGCAGGUUUGGUCUAAUCAAGAAAUAUGCUGAUUGGACGAGCACUGUUAAUCCUUUGCUCAUUCUUCCAUUCCCUUCGUUUCUUAUAAAUGGGAGUUUUAUAAAUGUUUUGGCGAUGUUCUAUCCAUUUUGAGAUGGACUUCAGUGCAAAAAACACUCCUAUGCUCGGAUAUUGUUGACAAAAACAGAGAACUUUCAAUGAAUAUUAUUUUGUGAUGUCUUUGUAAAUAUCUUCUGCAACGUUUUUUUCCCUUCUCAUUUUUUCUA